Lepisosteus oculatus (spotted gar) is the source of this 10867-nucleotide messenger RNA. RefSeq names its product guanylate cyclase 1, soluble, alpha 2 (gene gucy1a2). Lineage: Eukaryota; Metazoa; Chordata; Actinopteri; Semionotiformes; Lepisosteidae. The record is from RefSeq and is a predicted model, not a curated record. Gene Ontology annotation, molecular function: heme binding; guanylate cyclase activity. Gene Ontology annotation, cellular component: guanylate cyclase complex, soluble. Gene Ontology annotation, biological process: cGMP biosynthetic process; response to oxygen levels.
AAAUGAAGGGGAGAUGCUGUGAUUGUGAGGACUGGCAUAGCUCAGAAGGAAGAGUUCGCAAGCUUGACAUAAUUUAGGUUGUACUAUCUCCCAGAAAGCUGCAGCCUGUUUUAAUGUUUUAUGGAUUUUUAUCAGGCAGCAAAAACAGCAGUGGGAAAAUGAAUUCCGUCCUAGUUCCUUCUGAAAUAGGUGACAAAAAGAGAAGAGACACUGAAAACACGUGAUUCUUGUUAUCAUUGAGCAGCAGAGGUAAAAAAAAACGGGGUUUAAAAUGCUCGACGGCUGGAGAAACGGACUAGCUAUGUGACAACACACACAAAAGCCCCGUCGUGCUUACCUUUUCAUUUUCCCCCUUUUCUCCCCAAAGGGCAACGUUUGUUCUGGGAUCGCAGUUUAUAAUUAGCCAGUGGAUUUUCAUUUUGCCUUCUUUUUUUCUCUCUUUAUCUGUACGCGAAUCAGUCUCACUUAAAUUUGAAAUCUAAUGCAUCCCUUUAGCCGCCCAGCAUGUCUUCAAGGAAGAUUUCGUCGGAAUCGUUCAGUUCAAUGGGAUCAGAUUAUCUUGAGAGCCCCGAUGACGGAGAAUGCCCCUUUUCCAGGGUAUUUUGGAAUGGGAAGAGCCCCUCCGGGUCUCUUUCGUGCCCAUUUGAAGACAUCGGGGUAAAACGGGCACCAAGGAGGAGACGCGUUAACUUGGACUCACUCGGCGAGAGCUUGAGGAGGCUCACGUCGCCUACGACUCAAACAGUGCAGCAAGCUCUCCAGAGAACUGUGCAGAUCUACAAGCAUCAAGUAAUAAGGAGCAAUGAUGAUGAGAAAGAAACACAUAACCUUUCGAACAGAUGCUCCUAUCUGGACCAUUCAGGCACAGAGGAGCUGGAAGAUAUCUCAGGAAUUCUACAAUGCACCGCCACGUUACAAGGAAUGAAGUUUGAAGAGUUGCGGGAGAAGUUUGGAGAGGAGUUCUUCGGCCUGUGCUUUGAGGAGAAUGAGCGGGUCCUCAGGGCAGUGGGCAGUACCCUGCAGGACUUCUUCAAUGGGUUUGAUGCCCUGCUGGAACACAUACGGACUUCCUGUGGCAAGAGGGCGUCCAACGAGUCACCCUCCUUCCUAUGCAAAGACACCCCUGAGGGCGGCACGCUCCUGCUGCACUGUUUCCACCCCUCAGCCACAGUGGGCUUGGCCAUGCCAGGGCUCAUCAAGGCUGCGGCCAGGAGGAUAUACCACAUGGAGGUGCAGGUGGAGGAGCUGACUGGCUCCUCUGACAAGCUGCCUUUAGAUGGGACGCUCGCGGGCGGCUACAACUGCCUCAGCUUCCUCAUCAAAGUCUCCCAGCCCUCGGGGGUUCCCAAGCCACUCCCCUUGAAGUUGUCCUUUUCCCCACCGGACCUACGCAUCAGCCUCAGCACCUUCUGCAGAGCUUUCCCCUUUCACCUGGUGUUUGACCCCAGCAUGGCGGUCCUGCAGCUGGGGGAGGGGCUGCGAAAGCAGAUCAAGUGUGAAGCACACAGGGCCUUGAACUUCCGCGAUUACUUCGAGAUCGUCUCGCCAAUAAUCGCCAGCACUUUUCAAGGAAUUCUCUUGAGACUUUCUACACCCUUUGUGAUAAGAACACGGCCUGAACCUUCUGGACUCGAUUCCAAGGAAAAAGUGAUGGAAAUUAAAGGACAGAUGAUCCAUGUCCCCGAGUCCAACUCCAUCCUUUUUUUGGGUUCUCCCUGCGUGGACAAGCUGGAGGAGCUGAUGGGCCGAGGUCUGCACCUGUCAGACAUCCCAAUCCACGACGCCACACGAGACGUCAUCCUAGUGGGGGAACAGGCCAAGGCCCAGGACGGGCUGAAGAAACGUAUGGACAAGCUGAAGGCCACGCUGGAGAGGACGCACCAGGCCCUGGAGGAGGAAAAGAAGAAGACCGUGGACCUCCUCUAUUCUAUCUUCCCCGGGGACGUGGCCCAGCAGCUGUGGCAGGGUAAAACGGUGCAGGCGCGCAAGUUCGACGAUGUCACCAUGCUCUUCUCCGACAUAGUGGGCUUCACAGCCAUCUGUGCCCAGUGCACCCCCAUGCAGGUCAUCAGCAUGCUGAACGAGCUCUACACUCGCUUUGAUUACCAGUGUGGCAUCCUGGAUGUCUACAAGAUUGAAACAAUAGGUGAUGCUUACUGUGUGGCUGGAGGCCUCCACAGGAAGAGUGACAGCCACGCCAAGCCCAUUGCACUAAUGGCACUAAAGAUGAUGGAGCUCUCAGAAGAAGUUCUGACACCGGAUGGAAAACCCAUCAAGCUGAGGAUCGGGAUUCACUCUGGCUCCGUUCUGGCAGGGGUUGUUGGUGUGAAGAUGCCUCGAUACUGCCUGUUUGGGAAUAAUGUAACUCUUGCCAGCAAGUUUGAAUCUGGAAGCCAUCCUCGGUGCAUCAAUGUCAGUCCGACUACAUACCAGCUUCUGAAGGAAGAUAAAAACUUUGCUUUUAUUCCACGCUCCCGCUUGGAGCUUCCUGAUAAUUUCCCAAAGGAAAUCCCUGGGAUCUGCUAUUUCCUGGAAGCUGGCUCAUCCCAGAACCAAGGCUCCAUAGCCAGCUCAACUACAGCCAUGUCUGUCCGCAUCAGGAAGAUCUCCUACAAUAUUGGCACCAUGUUCCUCCGAGAGACCAGUUUAUGAAGACUAACAAAGUCGAGGACAAAAGCUCAAAGAAAACUAUUGGGUUUUUUUAAGAAGUGCUGUUACUGUCCAAGGUCCUGAACAGCCCACAGGGAAUGCAGAGAGACAAAGGAAGUGAAGAGAGUUCUGGUCCAUAAUACAAACAACUUGAGCGAACAACUUACUUUGAGCAUUGCAGGUAUGAGAUAUUAUUGUAUAAUUCGGUGCCUUUUAUCCACACAACUGAAGUGAGUUGGACACGUAUCUUAUUGAAGCACACCUUUCUGAAAACCUAUCUCAUUCUCAGCAGUGCAGCUCUGUGUUUCUGUCUGUUUGAAAUCUUUCACACUGCUCUGUCCCCGGUAGCUCUGUCCUUGGAUUUCAAUGUUGGACAGCAUAAUUGUUUGCAGUCCUGUGCCAGCCAAGUCUACUCACGGAACAGUCCACCUGCCCUCCUUGUUUCUGCAGCACUGCAUCAGAGGGAUAAACAACACACAACAUGCAUCAUAGCAUGCAAAGUUAAUGUAGCAUUUAAAUUUGUACGUGGUACUGGGGUAUACUGUUACAAAACCAAACAGAUUCAUUCUGCUGUCUUUGUUAAAUCUUGGACUCUUUAUCACACAUGAAGUGCACUCAUUUACAAUUUUCAGAAUCCAGUAAAAGCAAUCUCAAUCAUGCUUGGCACAAUUUACUUUAAUUUCUUUAUUUGAUUUGUCUUUUAAUUGCCACCUUCAUAUACUAAAUCACAGUAUCUUUUACAAAACAAUAACUGACCUGAAUUUAUAUUCUCAGAAAUAGAACAGUGUACAUACUGUAACCUGUUCAUUGUCCCUGAAGCGUUAAAUAUGUCCUAUUAGUAUUGAAGAAAUUGUGUUGCAUUUAUCUAGAACUAUUUUGCCAAGCUAAAUAAAGAUUGUAUUUUACAAUGGGAGUUAUUUGGAACAAAAAUAAAUGUAUUAUUGUUAGUGUAUAGUGUAUAACAUCAGUUCACUGAAAUCUAAGGAGAAUGGCAGCUUGCUCUGCUCUUGCCUAUGGGUCACCACUGGUCCGGCAUGCCAAGCUUAAAGUGGGACUUAGAGACAGGCAAAGGUACCUUGAAGAAUGGUGCCUGAAGUUACAAUCCUAUCAUGUAGACUAAUGGCUUGAUAAAUAUCAACUCACAGAGAUGCAGCUUCUCCUGACUGAAACCCUUUAUGAAUCUGUAGUUAAUUCCCAGCCCUGAGGACAACUGUCAAACUGCGAAAUACAAAGAGACAUAAAAAAUCAACAUUUUCUUUGCAAGCUGUUUGUCCCCAUAGACAUACAAUAUAUUAAAUAGUAAUAAUGGGGCUUUUUCCAUUAUCACUCAAAUGGUGUGAAAAAGUGCUGCUUACCAAGUAUCAUAGCUGGCAUUUUUAGAUAUUUGCCUUUAAACACUAUAGGAAAUAUAUUGUGUAUUGUACUGUACAUGAAGAUAAGCACUUGUUGGGAAAAUAUUACCUUUCUUCUAAAGAACCAUAAAAGAAUAGAUAAGAUCAAAAUAAGUGCCAUUGUACAUUUCUGUUUAGCACUCCAUUUCGCAAUCAGUGCAACUGCAUUUUUAUGUGUAAUGACUACAUUAUAGCUAGUGUUUGUAUUUAUUUAGAAAAUUAUGUAAUUAUUUUGCUGUUUCAGUACUGUGGUCCUGACACAUGAUGUCAUAACACAGCACGAUAAAAAGCAUUGUCAGUGAAUAUGAAAAACAAAUAUCCAGGCAAACUAUACUUCAAGCAAAAUUGCACAAAUGGGGACUUAUUUUCUGUUUAAUGGAGUUAUAACCGAAGUUGUAGUCCGAAGUUGGAAUUCAAAUGGAAGAGGUUCCAAGAUUAGAUCCUUAGCACACUUCCUUUUGUAUAUAAGUCUUGUAUCUGGGAUUUCCCAUAGUGCAUCUCUUUCUUACCCCUCCUGCCAACCCAUCCAAACCCCUGCAGCAGCUCCCUGGCCAAAUCUCACAAUACUGACUGGUGGGGAUUCUAGGGUUUACCAAACAGGCCAGGUUGCCAAUUCCCUCCGUUUUGCAAGCAAUGCCAAGUGCUCCCUGCACAUCUGAUCUCUCUAGAAUUUUACUAAAGCUAACCCAGCUACAGAAAUAUGGACUAGAUUUUAUUUUGUCAUCUACAUUAGAUGUUUGUAUUUGCAGAGUCAAGGCUCCACACUUCAUGGUUAUUGUACUGGAAAACAAAGGGUGUUGGAAAAUAAAAGAAAAUGGAAUUAUCCAACUAGAGGAAAAACGUAAUUAGGCUAUCUAUUCUCUCCCACAGUUUCUGCUAUGAAGGGAAUUGUAGUGGUGAGCUGAAUAGAUGAAGAAUUUGAGAUUUAAAAUAAGGGAAUAAUUGACAGGUCUGAAUAAAAUUAAAAAGGUUACACGUGCUUCCCAGUUUAAUUGAAAGAAAUGCCAGGAGCUGGAAAUUUGCAAACCUAAGUAAAAGAAAUUAUGAUUGACAUUUUACAUAAAAGAAGAUUUUAUCUUUCCCUCAGAGGAUAAUAAUUCGGUAGCUCUAUCUUAUUAUUCUGAUUAUUUGUGCUGCUGUGAUUUUGUUCUUCUAUUUACAGUAUUAUACUGGGCAGUAAAAAAUAAGGCAUUUAUUAAAUGAUAGCUAACUCUGAAUUGUAUGGUAUCAGUCUAAAUUUAUUUAUCCAAGAAAGGAAGAAAUAAAAUAGUGUUAAUUACUGUAUAUAUAUUUUGAAAUAUAGUUACAUGUGAUUAGUAUCUGGUUGACACUCAAUGGUGUUUAUUGCAUUAUCUUUACAAAUAUUAGUUCAGAAAAGGUACAGUAGGUGUUAGAUUUACAACAGGAAAUAAUUAUACUUUGUCCAGAGUUUACUAACUGUAUGUUUAUUGAUCUCAAUUCAAACAUUUCAUUAAUGGUUUUCAAAAACAUUUUAAAUAUUAAUGUGUUAAAAAGUACUUUAACUGAUUUUACUUUCAAAGUUAACAUUUCCAAGUUUUCCAAUUACUCUUUUAUAAAUGGCACAAAAACAUCUAAUUUUUUAGCACAAAGUUUUUAUUUAAUUCUUGUGAGAUUUCCAUGUUUUUCAUUCAGGCAACAUGGAACUUCAAUACCAGCUUUAGUACAGAUUUAAAUGAAAAUCUAAAGUGCAUGUAGUUAGCUUAUACAAAGCAUUUGAAAAUGUAAAAGAAAUGUUUAAACAGACCAAAGCAUAAAAAUCUAGUUUUAAAGCAGAUAAUGUGGAAGCUGUAAUUGCUUACAGCUGAGACAAAUUAAACCAAGUCUUAAAAGUUAUAAGCCCAGGUGUGACUAAUUAAACAAAUCCUGGCAAAGCUUAAAAAGCUUUGUGCAACAGCACCUGUUUCUGAGGGUGUUAAAACUGACAUUUAAAUGUAAAUUAAUUGACAAAAUCUUUAUUUUGGGACAUAUUGUACCUUGUGCUGCAUAGUUAUAAAGAAAAAUACAGUUGAAAAAGUAUGUGUUCGUAGAUUUAAUCAUUAUUUCUUUGUUCUAAAAACAUAGUAAAGUAUAUUUUUAGCAUAUUAAUUAGGAUUGACAUGCACAGUAGCAAUCCACUGUGUACUUGACAACCCUUCAGACAUUCAGACAGUGCAUUAAAACAGCACUAAUUCCAUGCAGCUGCUGAAGCUGAAAAAUGACAACGAAUACACAUAUUGAAAGCAGUUCGGCCUUUGGCUUUUUGUGAGGUAUUCUGCUUUGUUGAAAUUUGCUGCCUUUGCAAAAGAGCAAUGAGAGAUUCUAGGCAAUGUUGUUCUGUGAUGGUCCUGGCCUGUUCCUAGGUAUUCUACUGUACUAUUCAUCCCUCUUGAACUGUGUAACUUUAGUACACCAAGCCCUUAAACUUCUUGCUUGUAUUUUGGAUGUGUUUCAGUUCCUGAGCAGCAGACCCCUGUUAUAAAUUGUUACAAAACGUACAGGACAGGUAUAUCAGAUGCUAUAUUUCAGUUUUUGUCUCAAAAUCUUCAAAAUCAGGUUUCUUGUUGCAGUGACUGGGUUGAAUUUAAGUUGGGGCCCUGCAGCUCCAAGAAUGCUUCCUUUUGAUGGUUUGGUAUGUCCACCUAUAUCUGCACGUCAUUAAUUGCUACGGUUAAUUGCAUUUUUAAAAAGCUACAAUGAAAGCAACUCCUAAUCACAGUUCUCGGAGAUUACACUCUUAAAUGAGAUCAUUUAUGCCUGCAUCUAUUCCUAUUUCUUUUUGCAUUGCUGAAUUACCCUGUACUUGUUCCUUAUGCAGCUCCCCACAGUAACCUACUGUAUAAUUGAAAGUAUUUGUAAGUUGUGAGUGCAGAAAACAGUUAAAAGUCAAUCAGAUAGUUCAAUUAAGAACCCAAUAAUUCUAACUGAAUAAUUAAUACGUUAUUGGAGUAAAAAUCAGGAGACUUGGGGAUACUCCAGGACCAAGAAUACAAAGUGUUGUAGAGAGAAGCAAAUAUCUGAAAGCAGUGGUUUUCAUUACCCAUUGACGGAACUGGCAAGACCUACAUUCAACAGAGUGCCACAUGUCCAGCCUGGAGCACUUUUCUAUACAGACUGAUAGCAUUUAAAAAAAGGCAAGGCCUGCCAAAAAUAACAGAUUGAUUUCAAGAGGGACAACGACAUCCAAGAAGUCGAUGGUUUGUGAACAUUUAAGUAUUUUAGGUGGGAUAGGUCUGGCAUAACAAACUCCUUUAAAGGGCAGGCCCCUGGCCAUAGGACAAGGAGUCUGGAACCCCAGGUAGAGAGGGGAGUGAACCAGGGGGACACUGCAAGGAGGAGAUGGGGGGGAGGAAAGAUGCUUCAGACAAAUGCGAAGGGAGGUGUUUGUGUCAAAUACGGUACAUAGCAAUGAUAAUGAUCAGGAACAGCUGUGGAAGAUUGAUUUGCUGUUAUUAUGCCUCCCAAACUUCAGUUAAUAACUCCCAUUUCAAAACAAGAUUCAGCCUAUUUCCUAUUUAAGUUCAUGUAUUGAUUUCAGUAAUAAACUACUGUAAAUUGCCUUUUCUGAAAAUCUGAAAUACCUGUAUAGACCUUCUCUGUGAAUUUUCAGUAAGCUACUCUAAAGACCAGAUCAUUUCACUGAUGUGUGAGGUGAUCGGGAUCAUGUAAAUUGCUUAUAAUUAAAAGGCAUUUAAAUGAGCCACAUGUUUCUAACAACAAAAAAACGCCUUUUUCGUUUGAUAGCUGACCCAUCUGCUGACUUCAUAACUUUCAUAACGAUGAAAUGAAUGUCCGUUACAUUUAUAAUUGAAGUACAUACAGUAGUUCCCACAAAGUUAGCCAUUACAAUUUGAUAAAAACACAGGAAAUCAGUAUAUAAAUAAAAAUGUGAAUAUUCACCAGGUACUGGAGCACUGAAAUCACCAGCAAAAGAAGCUAAAUCUCUUUUAAUAUUUAUAAUGUCAAAUACCUUCACCACAAAGCGAAAUCUGGCAGGUGUCGAUACAGUAUGUAGCAAUCCUAUGAUGUCUGCCAUGUCAAUGGUCGUAGCAUAGUACUGGUUCUGAGGUACAACAGAUACCUGCGAGCUAACAGAGCUCAACAGCUUGAUGGGAUAGUUAGCUCACCAGGGAAGGCUGAUAAUGCACGCUUAGGAAAGAGAUGUCACAAUUACAACUAUAAAUCAUGCAUAUUGACGAACACACAGAUGCUUAAAAAGAAGCUUGUCUCAUUGUAGAUGUUGCAAAGCUCUUUAAACUGAGAUGAACUGUAGUACGUCCAGUUCACCUGCCUGUAAGAAAUGCUUAUAUAUAACCAAAAGGUAUUAACAAGUGCAGUGGAAUUUAAUGGUAAUUAAAAAUGUAGUUAAUAAUAUAAGAACAGUUUUUUAAAUAUAUUUUUAAUAUGCCUUUUUUGUGGUUAACAAUACCUAAAAUAUUUGUUUGCACUACACUUUAAUUUUUGUUAUAGCUGUCUUUAAACAUUUUUAACAUGAUGAUUAAUCAAUAAUUGUGUGCAUUUAUAUGGAACCUUUCCUCCAAAAUGUUCCCAUGUUUCUUUUACAUACGUCUAAUAUUAAGGCUGGGUGUGGUUCAGACUAUGGUCAGGAGUAGGGUUCUGUUACAUCUAAAUAAUCUUCUGUAGAGAUUAGUUGUUAAAUCAAUUGUCAUCUACUGAUAGUUCAGGAACUGAGAGGAAUUUCAACACGUAAUCGGUGGCAAGAUCUUCAGUGUUGCUUCAUUUCUUGUUUUUGUGCUGUGUACAUUAUAUGCAGUAUUUUCAAAAAUCAUACAUUUAUAAAUAAUGACAUAAAGCAGAAACCCACUGUAAAAUAAGUAUAUUGUACUGUAGGAAAUUUGUAUAUUGUCUGAGGUUUCAAGCAAUAAGCUGAGUAUCCUUUCUGGGUCAUAAAUAUAAAAAGAGAACCUCAUACACAGCUGUUAUUACUUUGAUUUUGUGUUAAAUAUAACUGCCAGGACAGAUGUGUGAAGUGGAAACAUUGUCUACCACUUAUAAAGUGAAUACAAUUAUAUAGUUUUGCCAUGAUUACUGCCUGGCGAAAUGGGAUUGCUAAUUGUGUUUCAUAAUUGCUUGCACUCCAGAUCUGUCAAUUAACACAGUACCUAAAAGUGGUCUAUUGAGAAUUUUCACUAGUAUUCCAACCCCUCUGCAAUGGACUGGCAUUCCAUCCACAGUGUAUACUGCUUGCUUGCUGGGAUAGGCUCUGGCUCACCUGCGAUCUGCGACCCGUGGAUAGCGAAUAGAUUGAUAGAAUGAUCUUAACUCUUUUGUUGUGUGAUUGACUGACUGUUGAUUAGAUUAUAACAUGUUUAAAACUUAAAGGUUUUGACUGAUUCAAACUUGCUGUAUGUCAUGGAAUCAUCAACACAGAUAUUGCCGUGUUAACAUCGUCUUGUGAUGAAAUCAGAUUCUUAUUUUGAAUUCUCAAGUAUUCAUGCUGUGCCUGAUUUCCAAACUGUGCAACAUCCUAUUUUGUGCACUGCAGCUUGAAUCAAUUGAUUUAUCGCCACUGUCCAUUUUUAAUUGCUUCUGUCUGAACAUCUUGCUGUUUUCGUCAUUUUUAUUUUUACGGUUUUCCUGCAAAUAUCCUUUAAAGGUUUUGAGGCACUUUUUCUUUGCUUUUUUUUGGAAGAAUGUCUUGGCCUGGACCACAGUUUAUGACAGCGCUCUUUCUCUGUGUUCAGGCUUGUAUUGUGUCAGUAAACACAUGCACUUUAUUUAACGUUUUGCCUUUGUACUCAAGUGGUACAAAGGAUCUGAGAAAAGAACGAGAAUACUUUAGUAUAAUUUAAAGCAAAUUGUAUGAUCCAUUUACACUGCUUCUUAAGAAAGCGUAAUUUCAGCAUAUUGCAAUACAAAACUAUAUAAGUAAGCACUUCACUUCUUGGUAUGAUAGUGACUUUGAUAAUCUCAUGGGUUCUAUUUGAGUAUGGAAUCAUUAUUUUUUACUUCCUCAUUAAAAUUAUCCAACACAUGUUACAAAGACAUAAGGGAAAACAAAGAACAAUUACAUUUGUAAUAUACCAACUAUGUAUGUAACAUUUCUAAUUGGACAAUGUAGGUGUUAUAAAAUGAUAAAGGUACUGUAUAAGGAAAGAGAUCUACAUCUUAUUCUGUUGUGUCUUCUGUGAUUGUUCUGUUCUGCACAGGGACACCCUUGUCAUUUUCAGUCAAGUUUUUAAUUUACACUGCUUUCUUGUCAAAAUUGUGUCUUUCUAUUACAUGGGUUCUGAACCAAAGAACUUCAAAUAAUGUACAAUAUAUUAUAACUGUAAUACAAAUCUUUUAUAAAAAACACAACAUUGUAUAAAUGCCAUACCUGCACUAAAAAUAUACAGUCUACUGCUCUUUAAUAUAUUCUGUUAGUAAAUAGUAUACACCAUAUCUUAGUAUGUUGUACUUUAUGGGAAAAAUAUGUAAUUAGUUUAGGUUUGUGACAGUCCAUUUUUGCCAAAUAGCCCAAUCUUGUUUUCUUUGUACUACUUUUUUAUGUGUAUUUUUUUUUCAUCAUGUAUAAGAUAAAGAAGCAAACCGGGGCUGUUCGACAAACUGUAUAUGACUACAUUCUUAUAUGGUUUUCACAUCUGUCUUGGCUGAGCAACAGAAUAUGGUACAUUAAAUAUAAUCUGUAAAGAAAAUGUAAAUAAAUAUCAUUGUAUACCUAAAACGUGCUGCUGUGUUCUUUGUGUUUUAUUUGAUUUACCGCUGUGCUUAAAGAGUAAGGGGAUUAUAGGUUAGACUGAGAGUGGAAAACAUCUUGAACAGGACAGUUCUUUCAGUCUCUUGUGGUUUUGGUGUUUCUAGUAACU